UUACUAUUAAGCGUAGUCUGCUUACCAGUGAACCAAAAUUCAGGUUGCUGACGUAAGAAACGCUGCGCCGGCUUUACGUUUUAUUUGGAUAAUUUCCUUCUACUUUUCAUUCGCCCGAAAUCGUUAGGCUGCCAUCGUAAAAAUGCCCUUAUUUUGUCGGUACUACGGUCAAAAGUAUCCAGAAGUUGACGAUGUAGUUAUGGUGAAUGUGAGAUCCAUAGCUGAAAUGGGAGCUUAUGUGCACUUGUUAGAGUACAACAAUAUUGAGGGCAUGAUCUUGCUCUCUGAGUUGUCCCGAAGACGUAUUCGCUCCAUUAAUAAGCUAAUCAGAGUUGGCAAAACAGAACCAGUUGUAGUUAUCAGGGUGGACAAGGAGAAAGGUUACAUAGAUCUGUCAAAAAGACGAGUAAGCCCUGAGGAUGUAGACAAGUGCUUGGAAAAGUAUUCAAAAGCCAAGGCUGUAAACUCUAUAUUGCGACAUGUGGCUGAACUUUUGAAGUACCAGACUGAUGAGGAAUUGGAAGACCUUUACAGAAAAACAGCAUGGCUUUUUGAGGAGAAGUCCAAGAAGCAAUCAUCCUCUUAUGAUGUUUUCAAGCAAGCUGUCAAUGAUCCUUCUCUUCUCGACGAAUGCGGUCUGGACGACAACACCAAAGAGACGCUUUUGGGUAUUAUUAGGCGGAAGCUGACUCAACAGGCCGUGAAAAUCCGCGCCGACAUCGAGGUAGCCUGCUAUGGCUACGAGGGAAUUGGUGCCGUGAAAAAAGCCUUAAAGGCUGGUAUCGCCUGCUCUACCGAAGAGAUCCCUAUCAAAAUUAACUUGAUUGCACCUCCACUUUACGUCAUGACGACACAGACGCCCGAACGUCAAGAUGGACUCAAGGGUCUAGAAGCAGCCAUCGAAAAAGUGAAAGAGCUGAUUGUCAGUCUUGGAGGCGUUUUCAAUAUACAAAUGGCUCCCAAAGUUGUUACUGCGAUGGAUGAGGCUGAGUUGGCGCGUCAAAUGGAGAAAGCUGAGUUGGAAAAUGCUGAAAUUGCAGGUGACGAUGAUCAAUCUGAUAUGGAAGCCGAGGGAGCUGGAGCAAACGAAGCUGGGAGUGGGGAAGAAGGCGGAGAGGAAGGCGAAGCAGAAGAGGAGGAAUAAAAUGUGUACCGCAAACUUAUUUUUACAGACAAGGGAAGUUUGCACUUAUGUUGCUCCUCCAAUCCGAUUACACAUCUUGAAAAAAAAAGUAAUUCUUUUUAU
This is a messenger RNA of Daphnia carinata, 1246 nucleotides long. RefSeq names its product eukaryotic translation initiation factor 2 subunit 1-like (gene eIF2alpha). Gene Ontology annotation, molecular function: ribosome binding; translation initiation factor activity; RNA binding. Gene Ontology annotation, cellular component: eukaryotic translation initiation factor 2 complex; eukaryotic 48S preinitiation complex; eukaryotic translation initiation factor 2B complex. The record is from RefSeq and is a predicted model, not a curated record. Lineage: Eukaryota; Metazoa; Arthropoda; Branchiopoda; Diplostraca; Daphniidae. The transcript is spliced from 6 exons. The coding region runs from base 143 to 1144 and encodes 333 amino acids.